AUGGUAUCCAACUCCAGCUCCGACAGGGGACUGUACACCCAGGUUGGCGGCGGCGGCGACGGCGUCACUGGUCUAAAUUCGAAAACGCCGCUCAGCAGCAGCACCAAGAGCAACGAGCUCCGUGGCCGCAGGAGCUGGCGCGCGCCAUACACGAUCCUCGCCUCGCUCUCCCUCGGUCUGGGCAUCUCGCUCGCGCACCACUUCAUGAACGCGCAUCUGGACGGCAAAGCGGUCAACGAGAUUUCCAUGUCUCAGUCGUGGGUGUCGCGAUUCGGUACGGCGCUGGCGUUCCUCGCCAAGAUGUCCUUCACCAUCAGCGUGGGCGCGGCGUUCAUCCAGCAUCAGUGGAUGCGGUUCCAUCGACAGGGGCUCCGGAUUCAGGACGUCGAUGCCUUGACGAGCGUGCUGGGCAAUUUCUUCAGUUUUUUCAGCAGCACCGUGUGGUUUCGGCAGCCGGUCUUGACUUUGAUUGGGUUGAUCUCAUGGGCGAUUCCGUUUGCCGCCGUCAUAACGCCUGGUUCGCUGUCCGUGCAGCCCGUGCACAGCGUCAACACCACUUCUCUGCAGGUGCCGCAGCCGCUGUACAACGCCACCAACUAUGGGUACAUGCAAGCGGGAGGAGGUGGGUAUGCCCUCACCACCGAUCCGCGUCUCUACAGGCUGGCAUUCAACACUGCGUCGGCAGCUCAACCGAUCCAGUUAAGGUCUGCUUUCCCGAACGAGACGUACCACGUGCAGUUCGACGGCCCGGCGGUUCGAUGCAUCCCCGCCAACGACUCGAUCGUCUACAACCUCACAUACUAUCAUGGCGACACUCUGAAUGCCGGCAGCAGCGGCAACCGAGACAAGUAUCUCGCCUGGGUCCCCGGCAACGAAGAAGCACUAAACUCGUCCUAUGUGGAGCAGUUCGACACGCUCGAUCAGACGUCCGUCGACACGGCACGCAUCUUCAUCAUGACCAACCUCGGCUUCUGGAACGUCACGCGCCUCACCCAACAACUCGACUAUGCCACGACCCUGACCAACGGCUCCGACAGCACCUACGUCGAGCAGCGCCAAGUCAACGUCACCGAGUGCCAGCUCCACAACGCCACCUACGAGAUCGACUUCCGCUUCCAGUACCCAGAGCAGACGCAGAACGUCUCCAUCUCCCAGUGGCUCAACCCCGUGGCCGCCGCCGGGUUUUACAAUCCCGUCGGCUCCACGGCCGACAACGCCACCGCCGCCACCAUCAUCUCCUACUCGGCCAUGAUGGACGCCUUCGGCCGCAUGCUGGCCGGCAGCUCCUCCGAGAGCCACUACAUCAUCGAGCGGCCCCUCUACACGAGCUACGGCAUCAUGAGCGUCGACUGGGCGGACGGCACCGCCGUGCAACGCGGCUUGGAGCAGCUGUUCCAGAACUUCACGCUCAGCCUGCUCAGCGAUUCGGGCCUGGUCAAGAACGCGUCGCAGGCGGACAACCUCCCCGUUCAAGUCACGAGCUAUCCCAUCACGUACGUGUACGACGCUGAAGCGCUGCUGCUGGCGUACGGUAUCGCCUUUGUGUGCAGUGUCGCCUGCUGUGCGGUUGGGUUAUACGCCUUCUUCGUCAACCACGCAAGCUACCAGAAUCUGUUCUCGACGUUCGUGCGUGCGACGAACGAUGCCGAGCUCAGAUCUCUCAUUAGCUCGAAUGACGAUGGUGCAGAUCCACUGCCGAAGUCGCUGAGUCGAGCCGAGAUAUCCAUGAUGGACGGCUCACGUGCGGGUUGA
This is a messenger RNA of Cyphellophora europaea CBS 101466, 1752 nucleotides long. RefSeq lists its product as uncharacterized. The record is from RefSeq and is a predicted model, not a curated record. Bases 1 to 1752 code for a protein of 583 amino acids. The transcript has 2 exons. NCBI's taxonomy places the organism in Eukaryota, Fungi, Ascomycota, Eurotiomycetes, Chaetothyriales, Cyphellophoraceae.